This is a messenger RNA of Larimichthys crocea (large yellow croaker), 729 nucleotides long. RefSeq names its product centrin 4 (gene cetn4). The transcript has 5 exons. Gene Ontology annotation, molecular function: calcium ion binding. Bases 43 to 651 code for a protein of 202 amino acids. The record is from RefSeq and is a predicted model, not a curated record. Lineage: Eukaryota; Metazoa; Chordata; Actinopteri; Sciaenidae. Gene Ontology annotation, cellular component: myosin II complex.
CACGCGUCACGGCGCUCUCGUUGUUUCUAUUGGCUGUCUCCCAUGUCAUUCGAGUACAGCCGUUGCUGCCUGUUUGUUGACAACUCGAUUAUCAAACACAACAUCGUGUUUUUCUGCGCUGCGUCGCUAAUUGAAAUGGCUUCAAGUUACCGCAAACCAGCCUCUUCAGCCAGCCAGAGGAAAAGGCCAGGUCCCAAAGUGGAACUGACUGAGGAGCAAAAGCAAGAAAUAAAGGAGGCUUUUGACCUCUUUGACACAGACGGGACUGGGACAAUAGAUGUGAAGGAGCUAAAGGUUGCCAUGAGAGCUCUGGGGUUUGAACCAAAGAAAGAAGAAAUCAAGAAAAUGAUUGCAACCAUUGAUAAAGAAGGCUCCGGAACAAUUGACUACAGCGACUUUCUCAGUAUGAUGGCACUGAAAAUGGGUGAAAAGGACUCCGAAGAAGAAAUAAUGAAGGCUUUCCGGCUCUUUGACGAUGACUCUACGGGAAGAAUCUCAUUCAAAAAUCUAAAGAGAGUUGCUAAGGAGCUGGGUGAAAACCUCACAGAUGAAGAGUUACAGGAAAUGAUCGACGAGGCAGACAGAGACGGAGACGGCGAGGUCAACGAGCAGGAGUUCCUGAGGAUGAUGAAGAAGACCAAUCUUUACUGAACCUGUUGAAUGUUACAAUGUUGAUCUGCAACAUUUUCUUUUUAAAGAUUCACCUUUGAAUUUAUAUGUAGAAGCUUU